UCAGACCUCCCCUCCUUGAUCUCAACAGCGCCAAAACGCUGCGUUUCAUACACAAUGCUUCUCCAAUAGAGCUAGAGCUAGAGCUAUUGCUCUCUCUCCUAAUUAACUCCGAUCAUGGCGAAUUGGAUCUCCUCCAAACUCAAAGCCGCCGAGAGCAUCCUCCAACAGAUCGAUCAGCAAGCGGCGGAGUCGUUGAAGAAAAACGACAAGCCUUUCGCCGACGGCGACUUGAAGUUGGGAGCUCCGGCAAAAACCGGAGGCAGCGUGCCGCUCAAGGACCAGUUGAAGAAGAAAACCCUAGAAAUGAGUGAUUAUACUGGAAAAUUAAGGAGCGAUCCGAGUUUUAGUUAUGUUAAUAGCAGCAAUUAUAGUAGUAUUGUUAAUGGAAGCACUAGUAGUAGUAGUAGUAGUAGUAAGGAUAAAGAGAUUGUUGGAAAGGCGAAUUCGAAGCCUCUUAGUGAUAGUGACUGGACUCAGCUCCUUAGUGCACCUAGUCCGGCAGCUACUUCUACGUCGAGCCGCGGCAAUGGCUUGCCCGGUGUUCGGGGUUUGAGGACGGAUAAUCGGAGGCAGGGAAGUGCAGGUUCUGGUGCGAAUUUGUCGGUGAAGAAUCAGAAGAUUGGUGGUACUAGUAAUGUUGUGAAGUCGGUGCAGAGGGCAGGUUUUGGGGAAGGUAGGAAGCUGAAUGGGAGAGUGAGUGAUAGAGAGGAGUCUGGUUUUUCAGAUUCAGCACGGCGGUCUUCAGCUGGUGGAUUGAAGAGUGACGGUAAGGUUGUGAAAGGAGGUGAGCUGGACUAUAGGGAUGUGGGCGUGGACACUUCAGUUGAAAUUAAUGGUAAGGGAAGUGAAGACAAUGUUGGAGCGUUUGAUACAAAUGAGCGUUCUUUGGAGGGUCCUUUAGAGUUGGUGAAGAAAAAUGAGGAGUUGUCUGACAAGAAGAUUGUUGCAGAUAAUAUGAGCAAUCAGUUGAGAAGUAGUGCUGUCAGGGGUAAGCAUGAGUCCAGUGAAGCGUCUAGGAGUUCUACCUCUGAAGACUUAAAGAGAGGUUUUACUUCAGUAACUGAUGGCAGCUCUGAGUCUGACUUGGACUCAGGUUCAAGUUCUGAUUCUGAAAGUGAGCAUGAGAAGGAGGAAAGGAGAAAACAGAGGCAGAAGAUUCUAGCUGAGAAAGCAGCUGCUAAAGCUGUAGAGGCCAUUAAAGAGCGGGAAAAUACUGUUGCCAGAUUGGAAGGGGAGAAGCAGAGCUUGGAGAAAACACUUGAAGCUCAAGUGAAGGAACAAGCACAAGAGGCUUCAAAGCUACAAAUGACUAUGAUGGAAACCAUGGAAGCAGCUGAUAUAGAGAAGCAGAAACACAAUAGUACAAGAAUGGAAGCCUUUGUGCGUUUGGCUAAACUUGAGACUGCAAAUGCUGACCUUGCGAAAUCCCUAGCCACUGUGCAGUGGAAUCUUGAACAGGAGGUCAAUCAUGUAGCAGAACUUCGGCGGCAAGUUGAAUUAAAAGAAGUUAGCCAUGAAGAACUCAAGAGGAAGAUCGCUGAUAUUCAUUGGAUUGAAACACCGUUAAAGAAAGUAGGAGCCCCAAAAGGACUUGAACUUGAGCGGGAGAUUUUGGAGGCAGAGUAUGCUAUCAUAAAUGAUAAAGUUACAAAGUUGCAAGAUAAGGCAAAGAAGAUGGUAGCAAACAUUGAAAUGGCAAGAAAAGAGAUGGAGGAUCCAACCGAGUUAGAAAUUGAGCUCAAGCGAAGACUUACUCAGAUGACUGACCAUUUGAUUCAGAAACAAGCCCAGGUUGAGGCUCUCUCCUCAGAGAAGGCAACUCUUCAAUUCAGAAUCGAGGCAAUCUCAAGGUUGGUGGAUGAAGGAAAAUCAAUGACCGACGUUUCUGCUACGUCAUCAAAGGACAUAGAAUCAGGAAGGCCACUAUUUGAAGACAGAUUCCGUUCAGGCCGGGAGCACCUAGGUUCAUUGCUUCAGCAAUUGGAGUCCAUUUUCAUGGCCGGAGCAGUGUUUUUAAGGAGGAAUACGACUGCAAGAUUAUGGUCCUUGGUGUACUUUGUUUGCCUCCAUUUCUGGGUUAUUUAUAUUCUUAUGUCCCAUUCUCAAGCAUCAAAUGAGAUCAAAUCUGGGGCAGUCAUAUCCUUGGAAAACAUUAAUAACAACACUUCAGGUGUAUAGUAUUAAGAGGUCUUUCCCCUUCGAUUUAAGAGGUCUCU
Argentina anserina (silverweed cinquefoil) is the source of this 2216-nucleotide messenger RNA. Its product is annotated as golgin candidate 2. The record is from RefSeq and is a predicted model, not a curated record. The coding region runs from base 115 to 2178 and encodes 687 amino acids. Gene Ontology annotation, cellular component: Golgi cisterna; Golgi membrane. Gene Ontology annotation, biological process: retrograde transport, vesicle recycling within Golgi; Golgi organization. Lineage: Eukaryota; Viridiplantae; Streptophyta; Magnoliopsida; Rosales; Rosaceae. The transcript is spliced from 9 exons.